Messenger RNA from Mugil cephalus (flathead mullet), 2467 nucleotides. It is a transcript of the gene rnf122, whose product is annotated as ring finger protein 122. The record is from RefSeq and is a predicted model, not a curated record. Lineage: Eukaryota; Metazoa; Chordata; Actinopteri; Mugiliformes; Mugilidae. Bases 490 to 954 code for a protein of 154 amino acids. The transcript is spliced from 6 exons.
ACACGAUUGGUCUCGACGCACGUCAGUAGCGUCUGCCGGGGCGGGAGCAGGAGAACCGAGCCAGCGUUCUAGUUUUCCCCUCUCACACACAGAUGCUGCCACUGCUGCUGCUGCUUCAGUGUCACGGCGUCUAUCAGUAAUAGCACAGUCAAAACAACCACACCGAGGAGCAGCCGGGGAAAAUCUACAUCACAGUUCCUGCUUUUCGGGUCCAGCGCGCGCGGCAUGUGGCACCAACUCCGCUUCAGCUUCCGAUAAAGGCGUCCUUUCGUCAACCUUUUUUUCUUCUUCUUCUUCUUCUUUUGCUCGUCAUUUACGACCUCUUAAAUAGGUGCUAUUGUCUCGCUCACCUCUCGCGCAGCUGGCACGCCGUCUCCGCCUGCGCUCGAGCUCGAGCUCUCCGUUGCGGUCGUCCAUCCGCUCAGGCGGUCGUGGCAUGUUGGUAAACAGAAUCGGAUCCCGCCGGCAAGGACUCCCUCUGGUGCAUUGAUGCACCCGUUUCAGUGGUGUAACGGGUGCUUCUGUGGCCUUGGCCUGGUUUACUCCAACAAGUCGUGCACCAUGCCGCCCAUCACCUUCCAGGACCUGCCUCUCAACAUCUACAUGGUCAUCUUUGGGACAGGCAUCUUUGUCUUCAUCCUGAGUCUCAUCUUCUGCUGUUACUUCAUCAGCAAAUUACGACACCAAGCCCAGAGCGAGCGGUUUGGAUACAGAGAGGUAGUUUUAAAAGGAGAUCCCAAAAAGUUGAGUCUUCACGGGACGUGUGCCGUUUGUCUGGAGGACUUCAAAGUGAAAGACGAGCUGGGGGUGUUGCCAUGCCAACAUGCCUUCCACAGGAAGUGUCUGGUGAAGUGGCUGGAGGUCCGCUGCGUCUGCCCCAUGUGUAACAAACCCAUCGCUGGCCCCCCCGAGCAGCACCACAGCAUAGGGACUCUGCUGGAUGAACUGGUGUAGCCUCUCAAACCGCUGCCAGCCUGGGAGGGACGCCCCGGCGCCCCGGGCCAAACUGGCUGCUGUAAUUUUAGCGACCAUCAGGAGGAGAGACACGCAGCUUUGCUGUUUAAAACAACAGCGAAGAUGAUAGUAAGUUGGGGGGUAACCUAGUUACCACCCAGAGGAAGACUCUGAAGGAUGAUGUUGCCUAGCAACGAUCCCAGUGAUGGCAACACGACACCUCGUGGUGUCUGCGAGAUUAUCUUCAGCCACCCACACAUAACUCCACCACUCUUCUUUCAAGACCCCCCCCACCACCCCCACCACCCCAUCCUCCUCCUGUUCCUUCACAUCUUCUCCCGGUGCCUCGGGCGGGGUUAACGGCAGCACUACUGAAGUGGAGAGGAGACGGUUUUCUCACAGAUAUGCAGACGAACGGGGUGCAGACGGGUGACAGCGCUCAGCAGGUGGCACUCGUGCCCUCUGAGCGUCCAUGAGCGCUGCAUGUCAGGGUGGGCACAGGCAUGAAAUCGUACCCGUGCUGGCCAGGAUCACUGAAACCAGAUGCCAGCUGAGUCCGAGUAUUGUCUGUCAGAGGCAAAGAUUUGAGACGGAGCCACACAACAUCCCAAGCUGUAGCAUCAGGUCAUCUUUUUAGUGUUUGUUAAAAAAAAAACUGGAACAACAAAGCUCUCUAGAAACAACAAGACCUGAAGAUAAUAAAUAAUACUGUAGUAUUAUAAGACGCAGAUUAUUUUUUGAUGAUGUGUAAAAUCCACACUGGUGCCCACCCCUGCAUUGACAUCAUGACGUUAGUGCUGUACAUGCUCCAGUUGUUUGUUUUUUUUCCACUGGGUUGUGUUAUUGUUCAGGCAUGCUUUUGUGUUAAAUUAGAUGGAAGGAACCAGCACAUCCUGCCUCUCACUGUAACAGUUCGGUUGAAACAUGUUGAAGAUUCCUUUUUUAGAUAUUGCACUUUGAAUUCACACAAAAAAGGAACCGCCUCAUUCCCUUGUAAGAUGUUUAGGCUGAGGUUCACACACAGCCACGGUGGGUCCGUUGUUUUCAGGUGUGGUGAAUCUUUUAUAAAACUCCAUGAGGCAUUAGAGCUGAGCGAUAAAGGGAGUAGCAGCCGCUCAGGCGGUUUCAGCGUUUCUCUGUGAAUUCAUCCAGCAAUCAACUAAAUCUCUCUUUUAUACGCAGCAUUUUUUUUUUGUUUUUUUUUGUGAAACUGUUGCUGUUGGUUCUGUUUUUCAUUCCCCAGCCGUGUGUGUUUUGUGUGAUUUACAGCGAUUCUGAUCUGAAAGCGAAACACUGCCUAAAUUGAGCACAAAACUCACCAAGCACAUUGUCCAGAGGCAGCAGGCACCUGCACUGUAAUUUAAACGUCCAUGUGCCAAGAAACGAGAAAAAAAAAAAAAAAGGAACAGUUGAUGCUGUUGCAUUUUUCACACAAAAUUCUGGCCACAUUCCACAUUUUGUAAGUCAACAGAUGUAAAUAACUUGAAACAAUAAUAAAUACAGUUGUCUGUUU